ACUCCAAAUGCAUUAGCAUUGAUGUUUAUUUGCACUCUGUGUUUUUCAUCUAAUAAUGUUAUUUUUCUCGUUGUGAUAAACCGAGAACAAUUACUUAUGAUGAUUUCCGCAACUACGGAGUGUGCAUCUUUUGAUAAGAGCGAAUGCAAGGAACAUCUGGACAAAAUUCGUUUUUAUAUUGCAAACUAUACGCAACUGUGCCGUUUGUGUUUGAGCAAUGACCGAUUGGUAAACCUGUACUCAAAUGUUCAGGGCAAGGAUGUGUCCAAAGUUAGACACUUUAUCAAAGAAUCACUUCGGAUGUUGGAACAGACUAUUGACGAAAAGGACAGGCUGCCACAUUUCAUCUGCAAAAAGUGUGAACGGAUUCUGAACACAAUAUUUAAUUUUAAGAAACAAUGUGAAGAUUCCAGGAGAAUUUUGGAAAAGGUACGGGAUAAGACCAUUGCACCGGAUGAUUUGAGAAACUCUGAUCAUAGUCAAGCUGAAAGAAAUGAGCUCCAGAGUUGGGUGGAAACGGACAAUGUCGGGACGGAUUGUGAGGAGAACCCGAAGGAGCUACCACGAAGCAUUAACCUUGAAAACGUGGAAGAAAAUACCAGGGUGGAAAAGCCGUGUGAAGGGACGGAUGCAGUAAAACCUGACUCAGAUGAGACCAAACAGGAAGUUUGCGAUCUUGGGAGUCUACUUCUAGGAACAGAAUCCAACAUAGAACAGAAUGAUAUCAUAAAUCUGGCCGAAGAAGAUCAAACUGUGAUACACGAAAAAAUAGAAGAAACUGCCAGGGUGGAAGAACGUUGUGUUGAAACUAAUGCAAAAUUGAAUGAGAUCGAACGGGAGGGAGUGAGCGAAUUAGGAUUUCUGAAUGAUUUUACAAAUAUGAUCGAAGAGAAUACUGGGAAACAGCCGGAAAAUCAUGAUGAAUUGCUGGAAGAGAAAUAUCCGAAUGAGAAUUUGAGACCAGAUAUACUGAAACAAACAAAUGAUGUAGUGCAUACAAAGACUGUAAGAAGCAACCGUGAAGCGAGAAAAGAACAGAAGACACGAGGGAAGAAGACUGACUCGAGAGAUCGCUUCAAAAAAAUACCUGAAAAGAAACAAAAAUGUCCCGUUUGUGGCGUGCUGGUUAACAACAUUAAAUAUCAUAUGAUAUAUCAUGAAAAAGUUCGCCCACAUCAAUGUAAGAAUUGUCCGAAGAGCUUCGCUACUCGAGACAAAUUACAAUCCCACGUCAACAGUGUCCAUCUGAAGAAAAGGGAUUACAAGUGUAAAUUUUGUGAUAAAGCAUACUUGGAGAGGAACAAUCUCAAAAGGCACCUCCGUUUCCACGAGGGCGAUCCGCAAUACAAAUGUGAUCUGUGCCCGGAAGCGUUCCGGUUCGCUGAGCAAUUGCGCAGCCAUAAGCUAGUGACACAUACCCGAGGCGAAACACAUGAAUGCCAUGUGUGCGGUAAAAUAUUCCCCUUGCGAACAACGCUGAACAAACACAUUAAAUUGCACAACAAGGAGAAACCCCACAAAUGCGACUUUUGUGAAAAGACCUUUCACGUGUCUCACUGGAAAAUUGCCCACAUGCGAAUACACACUGGCGAGAAGCCAGUGCUAUGCCGAAUAUGUGGAAUUGGGUUUCCCUCACACAAAGGUCGUAGUCUACAUAUGCAAAAGAAGCAUGCAAACGAACUGAUCUCAAAGAAAAAGCACAUUGUUUCGGAUUGUUUGAGUAAAUCUGAACAUAGUCGAGCCAAAAGAGUCAGCAAACACCACAGGAUAAAAUUGAAAAACAUCGGGCCUAACUGUGAGGAUGUUCCUGAGAAGCAGGCACAAAGCAUCAACGAUGGAAAAGUUCAAGAAACUUCCAACAUGGAAAAAAAAUGUGAUGAAAUUGAUGCAGUGAAAGAAAAAUCAAAUGAGAUCAAACAGGAAGUUUGCGAUCUUGGAUUUCUAUUUCUGGGAACAGAACACAAUAUAGAACAGAAUGAUAACACUAUUCUAGUCGAAGAAUAUUAUGCUGUAGAACAAGAGGAUUUGACGGAGAACCACGAUGAAUUCGAAGAGACUGCCAGAGUGGAAGAACCAUGUGCCGAAACAGAUGCAGUAGAAAAAGAAGCAGAUGAGAUCGAACAGGGAGAUGAAUAUUCGGAUGAGGAUUGGAGUCCGGACAAACUGAGAAAAAAACGAAGUACACGAGGGAAUGGAACUGCAUCGAAGGAUUGCUAUAAAACAAUACCCAAAGGAAAAGCAAAGUGUCCCAUUUGCGGAUCGCUGGUUAGCAACAUUAGGGCUCAUUUGAUAUAUCAUGAAAAAGUUCGCCCUCAUCAAUGUACGGAGUGUCCGAAAAACUUCGCGAAUCGAAGCAAAUUACAAUUACACAUCAAUAGUGUCCAUCUUCAGAAAAGGGAUUGGAAGUGUGAAUUUUGUGACAAAGCAUACUUGGAGAGAAACAAUCUUAAAAGACACCGACGCAGUGCCCACAAGAAUGUGUUCUGUGUUAGGAAUUUUAUUAAAGAAUCACUCCGGAUGUUGGGACAAACUAUUAACGAGGAGGACAGGCUGCCAAAUUUCAUCUGCGAAAAGUGUGAACGGAAUCUGAACAUAAUAUUUAAUUUCAAGAAACAAUGUGAAGACUCCAGGAGAAUUUUGGAAAAGGUACGGGAUAAGACCAUUGCACCGGAUGAUUUGAGAAAAUCUGAUCAUAGUCAAGCUGAAGUAAAUGACCUCCAGAGUUGGGAGGAAACGAACAAUGUCGGGUCGUUUUAUGAGGAAUCCUCGAAGAAGAGCAUUACCGUUGAAAAAGUUGAAGGAAAUGUCAGGGUGGAAAAGCCAUGUGAAGGGACGGAUAUAAUAGAACCAUACUCAAAUGAGAUCAAACAGGAAGAUUGCGGUUCUGGAUUUCUAUUUGUGAAAACAGAAUACAACAUAGAACAAAAUGAUAUCACAAAUUUGGUCGAAAAAAAGUGUACUGUGAAUCAAGAAGAUUUUACAGAAAAUCGUGAUAAAUUUGAACAAACUGUCAGGGUGGAAGAAUCGUUUGUCGAAACAGUUGCAGUAAAGACAGAACCAAAUGAGAUCGAACAGGAAAUGAGCGAUUUAGGAAUGCUAUUUCUAGGAACGGAAUAUAACAUAGAACAGAAUGAUGCCACAAAUCUGUUCGAAGAGAGCUAUACUGUGAAACAGGAAGAAUUUCUAGAAGAUAAAUGUUCGGAUGUGGAAUGGAGUCCGGACAAAUUGAAACAAACGAAUUAUGUGGUUUGUGGAACAAUGUUCCUCCUGGAAUCCACACUGAACAAACACCUGAAAUUGCACAACAACGAUAGACCUCACAAAUGCGAAUUUUGUGAAAAGACCUUUCGAUUGGCUUCGUGUAAAGUUAUCCAUAUGCGAACGCACACGGGCGAAAAGCCAUUACUAUGUCGAAUAUGUGGAAUUGGGUUUGCUCACCACAAAGCUCGUAGUACACACAUGGAAACGGAGCAUGCGGAAGAACUGAUCGCAAAGAAAAAGGCAAGAUGCAGGAUGAAAUCGAAAAACGUUGAAACAAAUUGCGAGGAAUUUUCUAAGAAACUACCACAAAGCAUAAACGUUGGAAAGGUUCAAGCAACUUCCAAGAUGGAAGAAACAUGUGAAGGAAUUGGUGCAGGUCAAGCAGGAUCAGAUGAGAUCAUACAAGAAGUUGCCGAUCUAGGAGUACUUGGUGUUUUGAGAACAGAACACAGCAUAGAAAAUAAUGAUAUAACAAAUCCAACCAAAGAGGAUUAUUCUGUGAAGCUGGAGCAUUUAACAGAAAACAAAGAAUCGCUAAAGGAUGAAUGUCCGGAUGAGGAUUGGAAUCGGGAUAAACUGAAACAAACAAACGAUUUGUUAUGUGCAGAUCUAGUAAUGGUUUCCGCCACUACUGAGUAUACAUCUCUUGAUGAGAGCGAAUGCAAGGAAGAGCUGGACCGAAUUCGUUUUUAUAUUGCGAACUAUAAGCAACUGUGCCGCUUGUGCUUGACCAACGAGCGCCUGGUGAACCUGUACUCAAAUGUUCACGGCAGGAAUGUGUUCUAUGUUAGGAAUUUUAUCAAAGAAUCGCUUCGGGUGUUGGAACAGACUAUUGACAAGAAGGACAGGCUGCCAAAUUUCAUCUGCGAAAAGUGUGAACGCAAUUUGAACAUAAUAUUUAAUUUUAAGAAGAAAUGUGAAGAUUCAAGGAGGAUUUUAGAAAAAGUACGGGAUAAAACCAUCGUACCAGAGGACUUAAGAAAAUUGGAUCAUGGCCAAACCGAUAGAAUCGCUAGCCACAAUUGGGGGAGGACGAAAAUGGUGGAAUCGAAUUGUGAGAAAAUUCUGAAGAAGCUGCCACAAAGCAUUAACGUUGAAAAAGUUAAAGAAACUACCAAGGAGGAAGAACCAUGUAAUCGAACAAAUGCAGUAAAAGCAGAAUCAGACGAGCUCAAACAGGAAGUAAGCGAUCUAGGGUCGCUAUUUCCGGGAACAGAGUUCAACUUAGAACUAAAUGAUAUUACAAAUCUAGUCGAAGAGAAUCGUACUGCGAAAGAGGAGGAUGUAACUGAACACCACGAAAGUGGUGAAGAAUUGCUUGAAGAUAAGGAUUCAGAUGAGGAUUGGUGUCCGGACAAAUCGAAACAAACGAAUGAUGAGGUGUGUUCAGAGACUGAAAAAAGCGCCAUUGAAGCGAAAAAAGAACGAAGGAAACGAGGAAAAAAGAAUACUGUCUUGAAAGAUCGCUCCAGAAAACUGGCCAAAGAGAAAACGAUUUGCCCCAUUUGUGGAGCGCUAGUUAACAACAUUAAAUGCCAUAUGGUGAUCCAUGAAGAAGUUCGCCCACACCAAUGUGCGGAGUGUCCGAAAAACUUCACGUCUCGGAACAAACUACAGUCCCACAUUAACAGUGUCCAUCUGAAGAAAAGAGAUUAUAAAUGUGAAAUUUGCGGUAAAGCAUUUUUGGAGAAGAACAAUCUCAAGGGUCACCUUCGUAUCCACAAAGGUGAUCGAAAGUACAAAUGUGAUCUAUGUCCGAAAACGUUCCUGUUCGCUGGAACGUUACGCUGCCAUAAACUGACCCAUACUCAGGAUAAGAAGCAUGAGUGUCAGGUCUGCGGUAAAAUGUUUCUCAUGCGAACCACGCUAAACAAGCAUCUGCACGUACACAGCAACGAGAGACCCCACAAGUGCGACAUUUGUGAUAAGGCCUUCCGGACGUCCACCCAUAAAAUUAUCCACAUGCGAACACACACUGGCGAGAAGCCACUGCAGUGUCGGAUAUGUGGAAUUGGGUUCGCCCACCAUAAGGCUCGUAGUGUACAUAUGAAAACGAAGCAUGCGGAAGAACUGAUUGCAAUGGAUAUGCUGGACGAAAGAGGAUAUCUCAAGUUUUAAAAUAGGUAAGGAUAAAGUACUGUGUGUGGCAAUGCGCGAAUACACGUUUCGCGGUGAUUUUUUUUCGGAAGGGAAGUUAUAUUUUCUAUGUCCGAAAUCCUGAUUUGCAAUACAUUUACGAGCUUGAGCUUGGGUAGACUGUGCACUUCGUAGUUACUCUCUGUGAUUGACCUGAACCAGCGAAAUUGCACAAAGAACACACCGAAUAACGCUUGGGAGUAGCAAACCUUUCUCAUUGUACAUGUUUCGGUGAUUCGAACUUUAAAUAGUCAAUAAAAACGCCGGCCAUGUAUAGUAUAGUCUCUAGAGAAAGGGAAGGAAUGUUAGUAUGAUAUUCGUCGCCCGAAGGCCAGA
Messenger RNA from Toxorhynchites rutilus septentrionalis, 5733 nucleotides. RefSeq names its product zinc finger protein 91-like. Gene Ontology annotation, cellular component: nucleus. NCBI's taxonomy places the organism in Eukaryota, Metazoa, Arthropoda, Insecta, Diptera, Culicidae. Bases 22 to 5379 code for a protein of 1785 amino acids. The transcript has 14 exons. The record is from RefSeq and is a predicted model, not a curated record. Gene Ontology annotation, molecular function: zinc ion binding.